AUGGAGGACUGCUUUCAGCCACAGAAGGUGACUGUGGCCAUGGGAGCUUCGCUCACAGAGCAGGACAUCGAUCUCAGGCCACAAGAGACGAGAAUGCAGGGAAACUUCAACUACAGCAGGUUUUUGGAGUACAAGACCUCAGAGCAAAGAGAGGACGCCAUCAGGAAGGCCUUCAUAAUGCUGGACAAAGAUGGCAGUGGCUACAUAGAGUGGAAUAAAAUCAAGUACCUUCUGUCCACUAUACCAACUACAACCCCAUCAGCUCCGCUUUCUAAUGAGGAAGCAGAGGCCAUGAUCCAGGCUUUAGACACUGAUGGAGAUGGACGCAUUGACUACAGAGAGUUCUCAGCCAUAAUGAAGAUGGAGAAGACGGAGAGGAAGUAG
Molecule: messenger RNA, 384 nt
Organism: Monopterus albus (swamp eel)
Lineage: Eukaryota; Metazoa; Chordata; Actinopteri; Synbranchiformes; Synbranchidae
Product: calmodulin-like
Exons: 4
Coding region: 1-384 (127 amino acids)
Cellular component (GO): cytoplasm
Molecular function (GO): calcium ion binding
Source: RefSeq, a predicted model, not a curated record